CUCACCCUCACCCCUGCGGCGCCCACUGGAGGAGGCAGCGCGGCCCAGCACAGCACAGGGAGGAGCAGCGGCCAUGGCUGAGGCGGCGGGGAAGGAGGAGGCCACACCGGGGGCCCUCAAGGAGAAGGCGGAGGAAAGUGAAGCAGUGGAGGGCAAGACACCACAACAGUCCCAGCAGACUCAGGCCAAGGAUGACUCAGAGGAGGAGCUGGAGUGUGCCGUGUGUCUGCAGAAGUGUGUCCACCCUGUACGCCUCCCCUGCACACACAUCUUCUGCUUCCUCUGCGUCAAGGGAGUAGCGAAUCAGAGCAAGCGUUGUGCCAUGUGCCGGCAAGAGAUCCCGGCAGACUUCCUGGACCACCCGACGCUCCUCUCCUCCAUAGAGGCGGAGAAGGAGGAGGUGCUGCCCGGGGGAUACCAGUGGUUUUAUGAGGGACGCAAUGGCUGGUGGCAGUACGAUGAGAGGACUAGUCAUGAGCUGGAGGCAGCCUAUGGGUCAGGACAGAGGGCGUGUGAGGUGCUGGUGGCUGGGUUCCUGUACAUCAUCGACUUUGACAGGAUGGUGCAGCUCAGGAGGAACGACCCGAGCCGGCGGAGACGCAUCAAGCGGGACCUCAGCUCCAUCCCAAAGAAGGGCGUUGCCGGCAUCAAGCUCCCGAGUCAGUUGGAGGCCGAGCUCUCCGCCCUGCACACCGCUGCCCACGCCAUCCACAUCCCCAACCACCGGGAGGGAGAGAUGGGGGAUAGCAUAAGCCCAGCUGCCAGCAACAACAACAACAACAAUGACCUCUGUCCUCGUACCCCCACCGCCCCCAGCAACACCCCACAGACGCCUCACACACCGAGCGCCGCCAGUAGCAGCAGCGGCUCCCCGGACACCAGCGAGGCUACGCACCUUCACGCACUCACCGCAGAUUCUCAUCACCACCACUAUCACCACCACCUCCCAUCUCAUUACCAACACAUGCACCACCAUAAUCAGCUUCACAUUCCCAACCAUCUCACCAGUAACCUGAGUCUAGGCAGUGAGCACGGUGCCUUCCCUCCCCCAGCAGGCCAGCACCCAAGACCACCCGUUCUUCCCUCAGCCCCCCACCCUCAACCCCCGAUCCAUCACCCCACACCGGCCAGUAGUGGGCUGAGGGAACCUUCGGGCACAGUCAUUCCCAGCGCCGCUAUACCUGUGACGGAGGUGGAAGAGACUGUUUACCAGAUGGACCAACUCUCCCUUCUGCCCGACACCCCGGAAUUCUACCCUCUCGACGGCCCCGAGGAGACUGAGCAGUACCACCUCACACUGUCUUCGGAGGAUGAGUGACUCUGAAGUGCCUGUGAUUUGUAUGACGACAAGAUUCCUUAUUUUUGUCCGCGAGUUUGGUCUGCAUGUCGUUUUUUAUCUUACAACAAUAACGCUGCAUGUGUGUUCUCAUAGUCUGAGUGUAACGUGGCGACAAACUGUACUCGGCACACGUACGUACUGGUAUACAGGGGUGUGGAGUCGAGGUCGGAGUCGGGAAAACGUCUGAUUCCAACUCCUUUACGAAAUGUGUGAUGUGGUGUGGCUGGGUGUGGUGUGGCUGGGUGUGGUGUGGUGUGGUUGGGUGUGGUGUGGUGUGGCUGGGUGUGGUGUGGUGUGGUUGGGUGUGGUGUGGCUGGGUGUGGUGUGGCUGGGUUUGAUUUGCCUACCACUGCACUGCUGAAGAGGCGACGGAGUUGGAAGUCGUAGUUGCAACCUUAAGAUUUGUUGAAGUCGGAGUCAAAAUCUUUUAUAUCCAACUCCACACCCCUGCUGGUAUAUAUAUUUAUGAUGCUCCUGUGAGGCUGCCCUGCAGUUCCUUCAUUCUUUCCUCUCUCUUUCUCUCUCUGUGUCAUGACAGUAUACCUCCCACACUGUCCUUUGGAAACACUACAGAACUACUUAUACUUUAUUUUGGUUAAUGACUGUUGUAUAAAAAUCCCAAAGACUAUAGUUCGUGUGUGAAAGAUGAGUAAGUUAUUGAGGGACUUAUCAGGGAGGAGUGGUCAAGUACCGCAUGAGAUUAUAAAGGUAAAAUAUGUUUGGUUUUAUCUUCUUUUUAAGGAAAUGUGGAUAAGAGUGAGAAUAAAUUUAAAUUAUA
Messenger RNA from Eriocheir sinensis (Chinese mitten crab), 2117 nucleotides. RefSeq names its product E3 ubiquitin-protein ligase RNF146-B-like (gene Rnf146). Gene Ontology annotation, molecular function: ubiquitin protein ligase activity; zinc ion binding; poly-ADP-D-ribose binding. Gene Ontology annotation, cellular component: cytoplasm; nucleus. NCBI's taxonomy places the organism in Eukaryota, Metazoa, Arthropoda, Malacostraca, Decapoda, Varunidae. The transcript is spliced from 4 exons. Gene Ontology annotation, biological process: Wnt signaling pathway; ubiquitin-dependent protein catabolic process. The coding region runs from base 74 to 1318 and encodes 414 amino acids. The record is from RefSeq and is a predicted model, not a curated record.